GUUGUUGAUUGUGCUAGACGUGUGUGACAUAAGCCGAUCUUGCUUAAGGGAAUUAUUGCAUGUUUAUAAAACUCCUGCAGCAAUCACUCAUGUUCAUUCAACCAUCAUCGGCUAGUGCUUUUCUGCGUCUGUUCCACAACGAUUAACCGUUACUAACUGUUUCGGCAUAAAAGUUCCAUGCAACAGAUUUAUCGUGGAAUUUCGCCUGCUGCUGCUUCUCUGUGCAAGUGUUGAAUUUAGUGGAAUGAAAAUAGUGCUACACUCAUGUCAUUGCACAAGAGCUGUCACAUGCGUGACUAGUGUUAUCAGUGCGGUUCUGAGUUGCAGCGAUUAUCUCCUAUCCGCUAAGUGAACAGUGUUCUUUGACGUAAGGUGCGAACCAGCUUAUUGUUGGCUUGGAAUAAAGGCAGUAGUCGGAAAUUGUCCGUGUGUGUGUGCAAGUGUCUGUGACCUCGAAACCUGUCCCAUUGAUCAACAUCUUCUUUAUGUGCCCAUGCUUCCCAAAGUGUAACUGGACCAAACGCAAACGAUAACAGGAUUGUGUGGUGCGUCAAUAGUCGCCGGGGGGAACCGAUCAGGAACGCCCAUUUGCAGUGCAUGAAUAUAAGACUUCAACUCAGCGCUUGUCUGCCAAUAGAAAAUCGGUACUGAAGAAAAUGGAUCACUCGGAACACCACGAUUACAGUCACAACAUGAUGAACCACUCGGGUGGAUCAGUCGGGGAACACAUCCACGAUGGUCACCAUGCAGCGAUGGAUCACAGUAUGCACGGUCACCCGGUAGGCAGUGAAAUACCGCCAAUGGUCGUGGCGACCGGCCACGGAGAUCACGAGCAUGGAAGCCCGGAACAUCUCUUGCACCACAUGAUGUCGAUGUCGUUUCACGGUGGCUACAACGAAACGAUUCUGUUCGAUCAGUGGAAAAUCGACAGCCUAGCGGGGCUUCUGUGGUCCAUGCUGCUCAUCUUCAUCCUGGCAGCGCUGUACGAAGGUCUCAAGUACUAUCGGGAGCAUCUGUUCUGGAAGACAUACAAUGCACUGCAAUAUCGACCGGUGACGGUGACGGACAAAAAUCCUCGAAAUGGCAACGUUUCGAAUAACAACGAAAUGGCAGGAAACGGUGGUAGUAGUGGUGGUGGUGGUGGUGGUGGUGGUGGCGGCGGUGACGAAAGUUCCCGAAUAGUUCACAUGGUUGGCGAAGUGAUCCACAAACAACCACCGACAAUGCUUUCCGUGAUGCACCUGUAUCAAACGUUCCUGCACAUCCUUCAGGUUACGCUCAGCUUUCUGCUGAUGCUAAUCUUCAUGACCUACAACACGUGGUUAUGCGUGGCCGUCGUACUCGGUGCCGCACUCGGAUAUUUCCUGUUCGGCUGGAAGAAGUCGGUGGUCGUCGACGUAACCGAGCACUGCCACUAGUGGGGUCCACUGGUGCUGGUCCGCCAUCUCCGCAACACCACCCGGCCAUAUCACCACUAGCAAGCGAACGCCACCGGUUAACAUACAUACAAGUCUCACUUGGGUCGGGUCGUCCAGUGAAAAUACGUCAGUUUUACCAACAAACAAACAGGUGAUCAUCAGGUAUGUUCAGUGCACGGGAGUAUGGGUGGAUGCGAGAUAGUGCGAGCACACGUCUUCGGACAAGGCAACAGACAGACCGCUGUCUGUGAAAAGGAAACUCAAAAAAUCUUUUAUAACUGUUAUAUACAUAGUAGAAAAUAUGAGGACAAGACUUGAUAAGUUGUUGGAUUUUCGAGCCAAUAAAAGGUCAUAAAGAGAGAAAGGGGCGAGGGCCGCAGCGAAUUGAAACACUUGUUUUGUACCAUACAUAUUUAGGUUUAUUGAAAAAAAAAAACAAUAUGAUUCUCAAAACAUGAAGGACAGAUACUGGAAGAGCAUGUAAUUUUGAUGAUGGUAAUGAAGGGAAUCGCUGCGAAAUAUUUAAAAUAAGCCGUCUAGUAUAGGAUAGGACCACUAUAGGCAUACCACGUCAAAAGAAAUUUGUUAUGCAAAUGACAUUGUAGUAGCUUUUGCGAAAAAUUGAUUGCGCCGAGUAUGAAUGUCGAGAAUAAGCUGGAUUAUCAGUUAAUACCCAAUAUCGUGGGCGGACGUGCUUCUUCUAGGAAUCCCCUAAUUGAAUAAAAAGGCUCGACUCCUUCUGUAAGCAUGUCAGUGGAGAAAGAGCAAACAUAAAUGUACCGUCAUCUCAAUGGUUCUCUUCUUCCGCACGCAAUACCCGUUCAAUUUCCUGGAAUUCAUCACCAUGCUAUAAAGGGCGACUAUUUACAGCUAUAACAGUGGCUGAGGAUACAAUUUUAUCCCGGGAGCGAGGAAGGAUGUAUUCCGGCUUUUAACAGAGUCGUUAAAAAUUUGUAUGACUUUACGAUUGAAGUUAAGUCGAGAAACUGCUUUGCACUAUGCAAGUAUUCUAUUGUACAGUUUACGAUUCCAUACAAACACCACGUCAAAAAAUCCGUAGCAAAAACCAUAUCGAUGUACUCGAUGUUCUACAACAGCAUUUGCUGGAACGCAGUGGACGUAAAUACGUACUAGCGGGAAGACUGUCAACGCAAAGUUAACGCCGACUACUUUGAUGGCGUUGAUUGUUGUUAUUGUUAUUUUCCAAGCUAAUGUCAUUUUCGCUUGAUGCCAAACCAAACCCAGUUUCCACCCGAAUUGUAGUCAAACCGUUUAUUUGAAGCUAGUUUCGAACCUCGUUUCAACGUUGUUGAACUGAAAGUCGAGUCAGGUCAGUAUCAGGUUUGCACAAAUCCCUGUUGCUAAGCGCGAAACCAACACAGUUUCGUGAAAAGUGUUUGUUUGAUGAAGCGUGUUGGGUCAGUAGAAAAUAGAAGUUUUAUAAUAACUCAGCUAGGAGUGAUUUGAGGACGUUUCUAUACAAUUUUUGACGACAAAUGAGGUCGAUCCCAACCCAGUCCGGUGCCCAGUAGUUUCGUCUGUCGGAUGAAUCGUGCGCGAAGCUUGCAAUUGCGAUUCAGCUAGGUUCAAUGUUCACAAAAAAGCAAAACAACCCACAUUAUCAGUUCGGUGCAACAACCGAUUCAGAAUGAAUUUCACCUCCAACCGAAUGGUUCGGAAAUCUGCCGGAAUUGAGUGAGGAAAGGCGAACUGAAUUGCCGGAAUGGCAGACCAUUUUUCAAAAAAUCUAUGUUGGGUUUCAAAUUUAAAUCUGUGGAAAAAACUAGCGGGAAAAACUAAAGUGUUCACAAGUUCCUAUCUCGUGGCUCGUCGUUGAAGGCUAACUUAAUUAACUUUAAUACGCACAAAAAGACCUGUAAUCCGUGAUUCAAUGUGUUUAAAAAGUCCAUUAAUGGUAGCUUUACAGUGAUUUUAUAAAAACUUCCAAAGUUUCUAGCACUAGAUGGCUACAUUUCACCAGAACUAAUUAUCGAACCUUACUCUUAAUAGAGCCCAUCAGCAUCCGCACAGUUAAAACGGAUACGAAAUCAGCGCGUUCCUCUAUUUUGUCCGCAUUUAUUAGAUGAACCGGAGAAAUCAUUAGCUUGGAGACAAAAUUGAUCUUGUUGACAGCAUACCAGGACAGAUUUCCAGGCAUUCUUCGACGUAAACUUCGAAUGCCAUCGUCGAGGAUGUGACGAAUGGUUCCAUUUUCAGUCCGCAACUGCGAAUCGCUUGCAAAAUCAUGUCCUUCUUAGCGAACUUAAAUUUUCUCGGUACAACCCCCCGUUCCAGUUGCAAUUUUAAAUUUUUAAUUGGGAAGCUAUCUAAAUCGACAUAUGUUUCGUUAUUGAUCAAAGUGCAGUCCUUGUAUUUCUUCAAAACUUAGCCGUACAAGAGCAUUGUACACUUUUUGGCUACGAAAUUCUGCUUCGUAUAUCGAUUCGAGUGUUCAUUGGGUUUGUACGAUUUGUAUUUUUCACUGGCAAUGAUGUACUGCACCAUUUGAAAGUUGGCGUUGUACCUUCUGAUCACAUUGGCUUCAACGCACCUUGACAGUAAGUUGCGCAGUUGGCGAUUCGUGGUUCCAGUUUUCUCGUUGAUCUACUGAUUUCAAUAGUCCCACGACAAAUGUGCCUAACUGCAAAUGACAAUUUCUCUUAUACCAUGUUCACAUUAGCGCUUAUAUCACUUGAUAUACCGAGAUGAUAUGCAUAUCACGUGGGAGUGUUCACAUAUGAUCGAAAUAAUAUCGUUUGACAGUCAAAUUGUCAUAUUGAAUGUUUCCAUUAGGAGUAAGAUCAAUAAUAUUGCUUUUCUCUCCUACAAUUCAAUCAAUAGUUAAAGUCUUGCAAUUAAUUGUCUCCGAACGCCAGUAUUUGUUGAAAAAUUUGAAAUUAUAAUGAUUUUUUAUUGUCACUCUCAAAGUGACGUUCAUAAAUGAGUGCGUUCAAUGCCAUUAUCCGUGUUGCUAGUUGCGAUUUUUGUCAACUCGACAUGAUAUCGUACAUGAUUUCCCGGAUAUCAUGCCAAAAUGAUGAUACGCGUUGACAUCAAAUUGUAUGGUAUAUCAAGUGAUAUCGCACAUGAUAUCAUCGGAUAUCAAGUAUAUUCGUAUAUCACUUGAUAUCAGCGCUAAUGUGAACAUACUAUUGGUUUACGUUUUCUUUCACGAUUUACCGGAUUGAUUUUAUAUUUAACACCUUACUCUUCGUAAAAUUUUCAAGUUAAAACCACAAGCUUUCGAUUUAUAUUGGAAACUUUCAAGAAAUUGCAGUAAUGGCUUCGUAAUAAUCAAAAGAGAAAGUAAACAAUGAGAGACUCUCAUUCGCAGUUAGGCCCUUUUGUCGUGGGACUAUCGAUUUCUUUUCACUUUACGUCUGCUUAGCCGUUCAAAUUGAACUGCCGAGUUUAGCACUAAGCAGUUCAAUUUGAACUGCUCUGCACUGCACUGUCAAAGACGAAACAUAAAAAUAAUAAAUUUCUCUUCGUUUACUUUUUUUUCGUAUAAUUAACAAGCCAAAUUCAAAAGCUUUGAAGGAACCUUUGAAGAAAUUUCAAUAAAAACUUCGUAAUAAUCGCAAAAGAAAGUAUACGAAGGGAGGCUCUCAUUUGCAGUUAGGCCCUGUAGUCAAUUGAGUUGCUGUCUACACGGUUAAAAUAAAAUACCCAUUAAUGUUGAUCAUUCUACCCAUUUCCGACAAAACUGGGAAAGCUCAGUUAAUUUUUUUUUUUUUUAUUUGUUUAAGGACCUUUUAAACUUUGUCAUUCAGGUCCGUGCUCAGUUAAUGGGUAAGUCAGAUUUUCAUAAUAAAGCGGGUGGAGCGAAUAUGUGUCAAAUAUUGGCUGGUUUAUUACUCAGUUUUAUAUGAGAGAACGAAUCGAGAAUGGAUAGAAAAUUACAAACAUAACAAAUCGAAAUCUAAAUUAAGAUAAUGUUAGAACUUACUCAAACUGAACAAAUUGGCAAGCUAUACACUAGCUCUGAUAAUUUAGAAAAGUCUGUUCUCUCGUUUUCUAAAAUAACUUAAGAAUUUUUCGUCAACCACUGGGUAUGGGUAAAAAUGGGUAUUUUAUUUUAACCGUUUAUAAAAGUGUAAACAAAUCACAGACAAAGAAAUAAACUUUAAAUUUCUUUCCGAUAUAAUUUCUUCAAACCCCUCUUGAAUUCCCAUAAACUAACGAAAUCCACACAGUCACUCCUAAACUAAAACGAUCCAGUUAAAUCUUAUUUGGUUUUGAAAUCGGGAUAAAACAAAAUUUAGAGUCAUUUGUGUUCGAUCAAACAACCACAAAUCGACCGUCCCACGACAAAAGGGCCUAACUGCAAAUGACAGUUUCUCUUUGUUUACUUUUUCUUUCACGAUUUACCGAAUUGAUUUUAUAUUUGACGCUUAACUCUUCACAAAACUUUCAAGGUAAAACUACAAGCUUUCGAUUUAAAUUGGAAACUUUAGAGAAUUUGCAAUAAUGGCUCCGUUAUAAUCAAAAGAGAAAGUAAACAAAGAGAGGCUCUCAUUUGCAGUUAGGCCCAUUUGUCGUGGGACUAUCGAAAUGCACAUUUCUCGGUUGAUUUUUCAUUAGAGCGUAUAAGCAAGUGACGAUUUCUCUUUAAUCACUCUCUUUUUCAAUUAUUGUGAUGUGAUCAGAAAGAUUUUCAUUGAUUUCACUACUUGGAAAAUCGAAAGUUUCGGGUAUCAUUUUAUGCAAAGAGUUGAGUGAUAAACGUGGAAACAUCUUGGCAAUUAUUAGAAGAGCAAGUAAACAAAGAGAAACUGUCACUUGCUUAUACGCCCUAAUGAAAAAUUAACCGAGAUUUGCCAUUUUGAAAAUAGUUUAUUUUCAUCACGAAACACCUUCAAAUCAAACAGUUUUAAGUACGAUUUAGACGAUCAGUCAAUUUCCGUCAACGUUAACAGGACUUCGCUUGAAGUUUAUUAGGUUAUUAUAUAUUGGUUUAUUAAAGCUUUUCACGUUCCGGACGUAAAAACGUUCCGUGAGGUUGACAUAGUGUUUUCAUAAGUAUUUUAAACAGCUCCUUUCCAUUGCCAUUCCUUAUCUGAAACGAUCACAUGAUAUAACGUGUGAAUCGUACUUUAGCCGAAUAACAUAUGAUGUUUGUUUUCACCACGAAAUAUUCCAGCGGUUUUUAAUUUAGUUCUCUUGAUGUCAACGAUUUGCCACAAGAGUAUAGAAAGCUCAAUAAGGCUCUACAGGGUCCGCCAUCUAACAUUUUUUUUAAAUAGCGGUUAUUUCGACAUUGGUAACCUUAAUGUCACUUCCGAUUUGACAGUAACUUAGUUUUAUCCUUCCGUUGAACGAAAAUGGUUGUGUAUACGCUUGAGGAACGCGUGAAAAUAGUGCAGUUUUACUUUGAAAAUCAUGGUAAUGUUGCGGAAUGUGUGCGAAAAAUCAUCUUCUCGGCUGAGGCACAUUUUCAUCUCGGCGGGUAUGUUAAUAAGCAAAAUUGUCGCAUCUGGCAUCUGGGGGACGGAAAACCCGCACGUUAUCAUGGAGAAGCCGAUGCAUCCUCAGAGAGUGACGGUUUGGUGCGGAUUUUGGUCUGGCGGCAUCAUUGGGCCAUUUUUCUUCGAAAAUGAGGCAGGAGCCGCCGCCACGGUCAAUGGCGAGCGCUACCGCGCCAUGAUCAUCGAUUGGUUCUUCCCGUUACUUGAAAAGGAAGACUUGGACACCAUUUGGUUCCAACGAGACGGCGCUCCGUGCCACACAGCCAACGCUACGAUCGAUCUUCUGCGCACAGUCUUCGAAGAUCGAAUUAUCAGUCGAAAUUCGGAUGUCGUUUGGCCGCCUCGGAGCUGUGAUUUGACGCCGUUAGACUAUUAUCUUUGGGGGACUUCCAAAGAAAAGUGUUAUGUGGACAAGCCAGAGACAAUUCGAGCCUUGAAGGACAACAUUCGUGCAGCCAUAGCUCAAAUAAAGCUGCAUGCAAUCGAAAAUGUACUAACAAACUGGACCGACCGUAUGGCGAACUGCAAGGCCAGCCGAGGUAGCCAUUUGAAUGGAAUUAUAUUCCACAAUUACCCGGAAGGUUUAUACUUUAAUAUGAAAUAAUAAAUUUUGAAAUUGAAUGAAACGUUUGUGUUUUAUUGCAUAUUUAAAAAAAAGUUACAUGGCGGACCCUGUAUCUACCCUUGUGGCAUCAUUGACAUCAAGAGUCUCAACCUAGAAAUUGAAAACCGCUCUGAUAUUUCGUGAUGUAAACAAACAUCAUAUGUUAUUCGGCUAAAGUACGAUUCACACGUUUUGUCAGGUGACCGUUACAUGCAAGGAUUGGCAAUGGAAAGAAGCAGUUCGUAACACUUAUUAAAACAUUGAGUCAACCUCAUGGAACGUUUCAAUAAUGAAAGCUGCAAACUAAUCUAAACUACAGGCAAGUCCCGUUAUCGUUGACGGAAAUUGACUGAACGUCUGAAUCGCACCUAAAAGUGUUUGAAGGAAGGUGUUUCGUGAUGAUGAUUUUCCAUACAAACACUCCGAUUAUUCGUGUUUGAUUAUAUCUAAACAUUACUAUUAGAUUCCUGUAGAUUUUAUUUAACUAUGAAAUAAUCUCUCAUGGCGAACCUUUCUUAAAUCCUUCGGUCGUUCUGCAACUAAUACCGUUUUCGUUUUUGAACCUACACGCGGGCGACUCUUAAAUAUUCCCAAUGUUUUUUUUGAACACAUGAGUGUCAACAUUGACAAGUACACUGCUAAGCAAACAAAAACAUGAGCAUUUGCAUCGAAUAGCUCAGCAAUUCAGCGUAACGAAUGUAGCUUUUUCUCUUGGCAUUGUUUUUAUCAAUUGACAUGUUUGCAAAAAAGAGAAUGAUUGGUGUUUCAUGCGGUUUUUUGCGUUUUAUAUAAAACCAAGGAAUACUUUGGUAUUUCAUUCCUUUUGUAAAAUCUGACCUCUCUAUUUCAACAGACUUCGCAGCCGAUUCUUAACAUACAGAACCAUUUCAUGACUAGUGCUACGAUCCUAAUGACAUCAAGAAAAGAAAAUAUACAAGAAGAAUCUUUUUUGCAAAUUUAAGAAAUUCGAUGUUGCUGUGGGGCAAAGUUAUCAGUUGCUGUUUCGUCCGUGCAUGACAGUUCAAAUUGGCAGUCUGCGCUACAUUUUUGGGUAUCACCUAUAAUCCAUGCUGUUGGUUAACGCAAAUUUAACGGAGAUUGUAAACGGCGCAGUGCUCAGAUUAACAUGGCGCACAGGUACCUACCAAUAGAUUGAUAUACCUGACCUACACAAAAAAGAACCCAUUGCUUAUCUAUAAAACUAUGUGCAUUCGUAUCGCUUCCAUCAAAACUGGGCCUAGAUAUCGUUAUAGGAACUUGAUACUAAGGUUCCCAACAUAUCCCUAAUAUCAAUGUGUUAUACGGGGCAACCGAACAGCAUCUGUGUAAAAUUUGUACAUUAGGGAAGAACAAAAGAAACUAUUCCAUCGUGUUAUGGAAAAUUUAUCAUAAAACAAGUGCAGGUUUAUAAAGAAAAAAAAUCAUACCGAAAUAAAAACAAAAUAUCAACAACCUGAAACCGAAAUCAUUAUACAUAACUGUUAUUGAAACAAUCGGUUCUUUUCUGUUUUAUUCAUUGUACUUCAUGUGUUUCGUUAUCUGUGCAUUAUAUUCAUUUCAUACGAAAAAAAAGAUUUAUAGUUAGAAUAGCAAUUACGUUAGUUCGCAUAGCAGAACGAAAAACAAACAAACGUAAACAAAACUAUAGAAACUGACGUUCCUGUCAGUCAACAAGACAUUUAGAUUUGUAGAUAAAAAAAGAACAAGAAUUAUCUGAAGCAAUAAGAGUUUGUCGAAAACAGUUUCAGAAACAUUGUUGUCACCUUAUUUCGACAUUGUCUAGCUCUAAUUUUGACAUUAUUGGUUUUUUUUGUGAUAAUUUAGGAAAACGGGAAAAAAUACCGCCUAUGACGAUGAUGUAUUCUUAUUCUUUAAUUACACUUAAGGCAUUGAAAUCGUA
Molecule: messenger RNA, 9390 nt
Organism: Malaya genurostris
Lineage: Eukaryota; Metazoa; Arthropoda; Insecta; Diptera; Culicidae
Gene: Ctr1A
Product: high affinity copper uptake protein 1
Exons: 5
Coding region: 657-1418 (253 amino acids)
Biological process (GO): copper ion transmembrane transport
Cellular component (GO): membrane
Molecular function (GO): copper ion transmembrane transporter activity
Source: RefSeq, a predicted model, not a curated record